AGACUACAGCCAGAUGUGAAACUGAAGCAGCAAGAGGAAACACAAGAGCAUAGGAAGUGAGAAGGCAACCAAGAACAAAUUGAUAUCAGGGGAGUGCACAUGUCUUGCCGGAUGCCUGCUUUCUUCCUCUUGGAACUCCUUUCUUUUAUUGUUUGGAGCACAGAGGGGCUGCUGAAAUGGAGAGUCUCAAGACUGAUACUGAAAUGCCGUAUCCUGAGGUAAUAGUAGAUGUGGGCAGAGUGAUUUUUGGAGAAGAAAACAGGAAGAAGAUGACCAACAGCUGUUUGAAAAGAUCUGAGAAUUCUAGAAUUAUCCGGGCUAUAUGUGCACUGUUAAAUUCUGGAGGUGGUGUGAUCAAAGCAGAGAUUGAUGAUAAAACCUAUAGUUACCAAUGCCAUGGGCUGGGACAGGAUUUGGAAACUUCUUUUCAAAAGCUCCUUCCUUCAGGUUCACAGAAAUACCUUGACUACAUGCAGCAGGGGCACAAUCUCCUGAUUUUUGUGAAGUCAUGGAGCCCAGAUGUUUUCAGCCUUCCACUAAGGAUUUGCAGCUUGCGCUCCAAUUUGUAUCGGAGAGAUGUGACUUCUGCUAUCAACUUGAGUGCUAGCAGUGCCCUGGAGCUUCUCAGAGAGAAGGGGUUUAGAGCCCAAAGAGGAAGACCAAGGGUGAAGAAGUUGCAUCCUCAGCAGGUUCUCAAUAGAUACAUUCAGGAAGAGGAAGAUAUGAGGAUAUUGGCCUCAGAAUUUUUUAAAAAGGACAAACUCAUGUAUAAGGAGAAACUCAACUUUACUGAGUCAACACAUGUCGAAUUUAAAAGGUUCACCACCAAAAAAGUCAUACCUCGGAUUAAGGAAAUGCUGCCUCAUUAUGUUUCUGCAUUUGCCAACACUCAAGGGGGAUAUGUCCUCAUUGGGGUGGAUGAUAAGAGCAAAGAAGUGGUUGGAUGUAAGUGGGAAAAAGUGAAUCCUGACUUAUUAAAAAAAGAAAUCGAAAACUGCAUAGAAAAAUUGCCUACAUUCCACUUCUGCUGUGAGAAGCCAAAGGUAAAUUUCACUACAAAAAUCCUGAACGUGUACCAAAAAGAUGUCCUGGAUGGUUAUGUCUGUGUGAUUCAAGUGGAGCCCUUCUGUUGCGUGGUGUUUGCAGAGGCCCCAGAUUCCUGGAUCAUGAAAGACAAUUCUGUCACACGGCUGACAGCUGAGCAGUGGGUGGUCAUGAUGCUGGAUACUCAGUCAGCUCCUUCCAGUUUGGUCACAGACUACAACUCUUGCCUGAUUUCAUCAGCUUCAUCUGCACGAAAAAGUCCCGGAUAUCCCGUAAAAGUCCACGAAUUUAAGGAGGCUCUGCAACGACAUUUGUUUCCAGUGACACAGGAAGAGGUACAAUUUAAACCAGAAUCCCUCUGUAAGAAGCUGUUCUCAGAUCAUAAAGAACUGGAGGGUUUAAUGAAGACCCUGAUACAUCCUUGUUCUCAGGGGAUUGUGAUAUUUUCUAGAAGCUGGGCUGGUGAUGUUGGCUUCAGGAAAGAACAGAAUGUCCUGUGUGAUGCUCUCCUGAUAGCAGUUAACAGCCCUGUGGUACUCUAUACAAUCUUAAUAGACCCCGAUUGGCCUGGAGGACUUGAAUAUGCCCGAAACACAGCUCAUCAGUUAAAGCAGAAACUGCAAACUGUUGGUGGUUACACAGGGAAAGUGUGCAUCAUUCCAAGGCUGAUACACCUGAGCAGCACACAGAGUAGACCUGGUGAGAUCCCCCUGCAUUACCCCAGGUCCUACAGGCUUGCAGAUGAGGAGGAAAUGGAAGACUUGCUGCAGGCUCUGGUGGUGGUCUCCCUGUCCUCCAGAUCUCUUCUGAGUGACCAGAUGGGCUGUGAAUUUUUCAACUUGCUCAUAAUGGAGCAGAGCCAGUUGCUUUCUGAGAGUCUUCAGAAGACGCGUGAAUUAUUCAUCUACUGCUUUCCAGGAGUCAGGAAGACAGCCCUAGCCAUAAAGAUCAUGGAGAAAAUUAAGGACUUGUUUCACUGCAAACCAAAAGAGAUCCUCUAUGUUUGUGAAAGCGACUCCCUAAAGGAUUUUGUGACCCAACAAACCACCUGCCAAGCUGUGACCCGGAAAACUUUCAUGCAAGGGGAGUUUCUAAAGAUUAAACACAUAGUGAUGGAUGAGACUGAGAAUUUCUGCAGCAAAUAUGGCAAUUGGUACAUGAAGGCUAAGAACAUCACCCAUCCAAAGGCGAAGGGGACUGGAAGUGAAAACCUUCACCAUGGGAUUCUCUGGCUUUUUCUUGACCCUUUUCAAAUCCAUCACGCAGAUGUCAAUGGCCUUCCCCCUCCAUCUGCUCAGUUUCCUCGAAAAACAAUCACCAGUGGGAUCCACUGUGCUCUGGAAAUAGCGAAGGUUAUGAAAGAAGAAAUGAAGAGGAUCAAAGAAAAUCCUCCCUCCAACAUGUCUCCAGACACAUUAGCAUUGUUCAGCGAGACUGCCUAUGAGGAAGCAACGUGUGCCCAGGCUCUGCCUGGGGUGUGUGAGACAAAGACUAAUCUGACAACAGAACAAAUAGCUAACUAUGUGGCAAGAAAAUGUCACAGCCUGUUCCAGUGUGGCUAUCUGCCCAAAGAUAUAGCAAUUCUGUGCAGGAGAGGGGAGGACAGAGGACGCUAUAGGCUUGCACUACUCAAAGCAAUGGAAUUAAUUGAGACCCACAGACCAUCAGAGGUUGUGUUUAGCCCGGCCACCGGUGUUUGGGGAAGUCACAUUGUUUUAGACAGUAUUCAGCAAUUUUCAGGCCUGGAGAGGACUGUUGUGUUUGGGCUUAGUCCAGAAUGUGACCAGUCAGAGGAAUUUCAUAAGCUCUGCUUUGCUUCAAGAGCCAUUAAACACCUCUACCUGCUUUAUGAAAAGAGGGCAGCCUUCUGAAAAUUAUUACAAAUAAUAGAGGAAGACAGGAAGAGCAGAGUCCUUUCUCUUAGACAGGUAGCAGUGACUCCAUUUUAAUAUUACAAGUGAGGAAAUCAAGGCACAUCAGUAUGGCCUGGAGCCACAGAAAUGUCUCUUGGAGCUGAGCCUUCCACUCUAUUUCAAUGCCACUGGCCUUUUCACAAUCUCCUUCACCUCCUACCUAUACAAUUACAAUAGACUUCAUUAGUCCCCUGUCUCCAGCUUUCCCACUCAAUCCAGCUGUCAUCCAUCAGAGAAUUUUUCCUCAAAUAGAGAACUGAUUUUAUGUAAUACCUUGCUAACAUAUCUUCAAUGAGUCCCCACAGCCUUCAAACCUAACCAAUUUUCAAGGCUUUCAUUAAUAUGCCCUGACUUGCUCUCCCAACCACAUCCUUUAUUGUAUCUCCAUCUCCCCAUGUUUCUCAUGCACCCCAGCCCACCUGGCAUAAUUUUUAGGUGGUGGUAUGGUGCCCUCCAGGCUGGUUACUUUGACUGCAUAGGUCUCAAAAGUAGCCAAUUGACUGGCACCUCAUACUGGCUAUGGGUCUCAAGCUUUCCAGGUCCAGAACUUGAUUGCCUUUUUGUACCAAGUCUAGAUCAGUCUCUUGGGGAUGCUUUAUGCUAAUCAAGCUCACAAAGGACCAAUGAGUAAAUCAAAAUGUUACUCUGUUAAUUUAUAGUGAGGACCAUAGUCAUAAGUGGGUCAAAUGCUUUUGCUAAUCAGUGCCCUCAACAGUAAUAUAGGAAGCCAAAUUAUAUGAACAUAGCCUUACGGUAAGGGAAGCUGGUAAUUUGAUUCAAAUCUUAAAAAUCUUCAGAUUAUAUUAGACUAUUGCAAUAUCUAUUAGGUUGGUGCAAAAGUGCAAAAACCACAAUUACUUUUGCACCAAUUAAUAUAAAAUAAGAUUGCAAUAAUUUCUAAAAUAAAGAUAUUUCUAUCACAAGGACUAGACAAAUUACAGUUUACAAGCUAAAGCAAAUUUAGAAUGCUAAGGAUGACUAGUUUUUCAUUAUUCUUUGCCCUCAGAUGAAUUUUUUUUUUCUCUGUCUUGGUUUCUAAAAUUUCCAGGUUCACCACCAACCCUCUCCUUACUGCCCCCAACAUAUACAAAUUUUGCCUACAUUUUUCCUCUAUGUAUGUGAAUACAUUCAUGUAGGCUAGAAAUGCCUUAUACUCUGCCGCUGGCCUGGAAAGUAGUCUUCCUACAAGGGGCCUUUGCACAUCUCUGAUCUCUUCCAUUAUGACUUGGUGCUAAUUUUUAAAUCCGACUCUCGGAGUUUAUGGGGAUCCUUGCUGGCAACUUUACCACCAACACCACCCACACACAUCCCCGACUCCUGGUCUGUGCCUGUGCCAUUUUCUCAGUCUUUAAACCCUUUUCUGUCCCCUCCACCUUUGAAAUCCUUACUUGGCAAUCACAUCCUUUUUCAAAUGCCUACUACCUCAAUUAAACUUCUACUAUCUCCCUAAGUGAAACUUUCCAAUGUAUAUGAUACAUAUUAGAAAUGAAAUCAAAGUUCCCCUUUUCUAGUCAGUUCCCCAAAUGGCUGAGCCAAUUCUGUCCUCUUCAAAUUACUCUUGCUUUUGCAAGGAUUUUUAAAUUGCUUUGGAAGUAUUCAUAUUUCCAAACUGUUUUUAACUUCUAGAAAAGUUUAGGAUAACUUGAUUGACUCUGGGGAGGCUUGAAUCCAGGAGACAUGUGGAAAUUUUGGUUAUGAUUUUAGAUAAAGCCCCUCAGCCUUCCAAGAGGUGGAAGAGCAGGCAGGGUUUCGAGAAGCUCUCUUAGCUGCCUUUCUGAAUUGCUUAGGCCCAUUAGAAGGGCUAGUCUGUACCUAGGCACGGAUUGAAAAGAAAAACCUCUCCCUUGCUUCCUACUGCUCUAAUUACCUGGUGUUUCUUCCUUUUUACCUUUCCUUGGGGGCUUUAGGGUAGUUUUGGAUAGGAGGAAAUGAAGUUCAGCAAUCGGUUUUGCAAAAGAUGCCAGUGCAUUGACAUUCUGAUGUAGGGAGAUGUAUGAAUUCUAUAAAAAUAAUUUAAACAGUCAAAGUCAACAGAGUAUGAAGGAGUAUGAGUGGGACAAGGAAUUGCUAUAUUUUAGUCAUAAGCCUUAGUACCAUUUGACUUUUUAAAAUAUAUGCAUGCAUCAUAUAAUUUUUAAUAAAAGAAUUGAUUUGUAAAGAAUUGUUUUAAAUAUUGAAUUUGAGAGUCUUUGUCAGUUCUUAGUCUAGUGAAACAAUUCAAUCAGGAUGAAAGUAGAAUAACUAACUCAGUGAUUCUCAACCCUGGAUGCUCAUUAUAAUUUCCUGGGCGACUUAAAAAAAAUCAGUGAUCAGGCCAGACACCAGACGAAUUAACCUCAGUGUGUCUGAACACAGGCUCGGGCAUCGGUAUUUAUUAAAUGUUGUCCAGGCAGGGUGCAGUGGCUGGUGCCUGUAAUACCAGAACUUUGAGAGGCUGAGGUCUGGGGGAAUCACUUGAAGCCAGGAGUUGGAGACCAGCCUGGGCAACAUAACAAGACCCCAUCUCUACAAAAAAAUUUUUUUUAAAAACUUAGUUGGGCAUGGUGGUGCAUGCUUUUAGUCCUAGCUACUCCAGAGGCCAAGGUGGGAGGAUCACUUGAGCCCAGGAGUUUGAGGCUACAGUGACCUAUGAUUACUCCACUGCACUCCAGCCUGGGUUACAGAGCAAGACUCUAUCUCUUAAAAAAAAAUCCAAAUGAUUCUAAUAUGUCACAAGGGUUGAGAACCAUUGAACCCUUCUCCUAGUCUGUUCUUUCUGUCCUCAAAAAAUGUGUGCACAUUUCUCUUCCUAUUAAGACUGUGAGCUCCUUGAGAGUAAGAGGAUGAGUCACUUACACAUCUUUAUUUCCCCUAGAGCAACUAGUACAGUGCCUCACACAGGGCAGGUGCUCAGUAAAUAUUUGCUGAAUUGUACUUGUAGCUUUUAGAAAACUAGAAUCUACAAUGAUUCAAUUCGAUAGUAUGAAUUUCUAAUGUUAGAGAUUUCAAAGAAGUCAGUGUGGAGAAUAAUCUUUAACACUGUAAUAAUGAAGAAUAAGGGAACAAUAAAGGCAACUCAAUUGUUUUUAGGCAACAGGUCAAAUUAAGGAUCUAUGAUGAUAGUUCAUUAGAUUCAAAUGUAAGAUUAGGAACUGGUGGGGACUAAGAAUAAUGGACUAACUUGGUUGUUUUAGAAUUCUCAAUGUUUUCUACAAAGUCUUAAUAUGAUGGAUAAAGCAAUUAACUAAAUGAAAUAACUAAGAUAAAAGAGAAGCUUUAGAAACUGUGAGAAGCUUCUAAAACUUACUUUUAAAAAGAACGGUAAUAUAAUAUUAUCAUGGAAGCUUCGGAAAUGGAGAAAGGCAAAAUUAAAAGUUCUUAAAUCAGGCUGGGUGCAGGGGCUCAUGCUGGUAAUCCUAGCACUUUGGGAGGCUAAGGCGGGUGAAUCACCUGAGGUCAGGAGUUCAAGACCAGCCUGACCAACAUGGAGAAACCCUGUCUCCACUAAAAAUACAAAAUUAGCUGGGCAUGGUGGCGCAUGCCUGUAAUCCCAGCUACUUGGGAGGCUGAGGCAGGAGAAUUGCUUGAACCUGGGAGGUGGAGGUUGCAGUGAGCUGAGAUUGCACCACUGCACUUCAGCCUGGGCAACAAGAGUGAAACUCUGUCUCAAAAAAAAAAAAAAAAAAAAAGUUCUUAAAUCAUCUUGUUAUCUGGGUGUAACAUUUUUUCAUUUUUGCUUAUUUAUUUCUAUUCUUUGUUGAUACGGAAAAAUAUUUUCACACAGUUAUGAUCAAGUUGGCCAUCAACUUUAUAUCGUAUAUGUGUGCUUUUUCCAUUUAAUUGUUUUGUGAGAUAUUGCUAUAGACUACAUUAUUGUUCCCAAUAUUUCCUACCUCUCUAUAUCUAUACCCUUUGUAGUUACUAACAUUAGAGGUAGAGAUAUUUUCCACCCUUAUAAUGUGGCCUUGGUCAUGUGACUUGGAAUGUUAGUAGUUCUGAUGUGCACAGAGGCUGUACAUGGACUUUCAGCAUUGGGUUUACUCUCUCGGGUUUCUGCUGUUUCCAUACACAGAAUGUACCCUGGGUGGCCCACCAGCCACUGAGAUAUGUGAAUCCAACUUGAACUCAACUCAUGGCCUGGAGCCAAGUUCCACCAGUCCUAACUAGCUUAGCCAAAAUCCAGCUGAUCUGAAAGUGCAUGAAUGAGAAAUAAAAGCUUAUUAUUUAAUGAC
This is a messenger RNA of Pan troglodytes (chimpanzee), 7168 nucleotides long. It is a transcript of the gene SLFN14, whose product is annotated as schlafen family member 14. The transcript has 6 exons. The record is from RefSeq and is a predicted model, not a curated record. Gene Ontology annotation, biological process: mRNA catabolic process; rRNA catabolic process. Lineage: Eukaryota; Metazoa; Chordata; Mammalia; Primates; Hominidae. The coding region runs from base 177 to 2915 and encodes 912 amino acids. Gene Ontology annotation, molecular function: RNA endonuclease activity; ribosome binding.